Molecule: messenger RNA, 3191 nt
Organism: Cephus cinctus (wheat stem sawfly)
Lineage: Eukaryota; Metazoa; Arthropoda; Insecta; Hymenoptera; Cephidae
Source: RefSeq, a predicted model, not a curated record
AGAUUCGAUACAGUUGAGAUUAAAGAACAUUAUCGUUCCACCGUUGCUGAAAGACGACGUGGAAUCCGUAAUACUAGAUUGCGACUAUGACUUCGAAGAUACGUCGCACGAUGGCCUUGUGGUCAAGUGGUACAAGGAUAAUGGUAACCUGUUAGUCUAUCAAUGGAUUCUCCAUUCGGAACCUCGAGUAACCGACGAGUUUGAGAAUUACGUGGACGUGAAUUACACGGCAAGCGAUGAUCCACUCACGAUGUACAGAGCAUUGAAGUUCGUCAGACCUGGAGUCGAAUUGACUGGGACAUACAAGUGCGUCAUAUCUGUCUACGAGGGCGAGGUGGAGGGAAUUUCCAAAAUGGUUAUUUAUUCGACGGAAGAUAAAUUCGACCUGAUCCUGAGCGAAAAGAACCAGACCAACAAGGAUAGAUUGGAAGCGAUGUGCAUGGCCGAAGGUCUCUACCCUAAACCCACGCUGGACAUAUCUAUAGGGCAACUAGAAAAUCUCAACGCCAAUGUGAGGUUCGCGAAAAUGGAAGAUCACAAAUUCAAUGUUUAUUCCCAUGUGACUGUGGACAAAAAGGAUCUACCUGAAAGUGCUAUUAUCAAGUGCACCUUGGGUAUUCCUGAUGCUAAUUACACUGUAUUCCGAGAGACCGUCUACUAUUCCGGACCACCCUUAACCACAACUAGCAACCCGAUGAUCAAGAUGCUACCAAAUACGAAGAUUCAGACGUCAAACAUCACCUCGGCAGGCAAUGUUGGUAGUGGCAGCUCGGCCCAUAGUCUUUCAACCAGUUUGAUCUUCUUAAUGGGACAAUUGUUAAUAUUCGCAGCGAGCAUUCUGUAAAAAUCCAAUUUUCAUGGAUGGACAGUGAUGGAUCCCAUAGUCAGAUGCGUACGUGAAUAAUCUUAGUUUCAUCAGUUUCUUGGAUAUUUCCAUGGGAACUGGUAUAAGAUGGGAGCAAUCGGAAAUUGAGAGACCAAGCGAAAAUUAAAUACCGACCGAUGGUCUCUGUCACGUUUGUUCAGGUGGGAGUAUAUAAAGAAGGGAUAGAGGGGAGAGAGAGAGAGAAAUAUUUCAACUAAUUCUAAUAAUUUUAUGAACGGUCUCCCAUUUUAAAAAUCUUUCUUUGUUUAAUAAGUGCGGGAAAAUGCACGUCCUCGGAAUAUAUGUGUGUAUAUAUUUACAGAUGCAGAUGUGCACGCGUGCGUGAUGUGAAAUAUCACGCGUGCGCGUCUUGCAAAAAUAGAAAAAAAGUUAAACAAUGAAUGGAUAUAAGUGUGCGAGUAAUGAAAAUUUUAGAAAAACAAAAUUCGAUAAUCACUCGAAAGCGAGACACCAAGGCUUGGCGUGUUCUUUUAUAAAAGUGUGAUGCGACAAUACGAAACCAAAAAGUAGGAGGGACGAGAGGGCGGAAAAAAUGGAAAGAGAGUGAGAGAGAGAGGGAGAGAGAUUGAACUGUACCGUGAAAAGGCACUAAUAGCUCGUACACGGAAUUUCAAAGCUGGCUAAAAAGAAUCCGUUGCGUCGCUCGCAAAAAAAAAAAAUGUUUAAAAUAACGGCCAAACGACUAAAUUCAGUUUUGCAAUAUUUUUAACGAUAUUAAUUGCGUACGCAUUGAUUAUGUAAUUUCUGAAAUUUGUAAGUAUAUCGAGAUACUUUGAAAGGUCAAAAGCUAAAAGCAGUUACGUAAUGGACGAAAAAUCCAUGAAACGGCAAACGCGCAUGAAACAAAAAUGGUUAGAGCAAGUUUGGCAAAUUGCAUUCGAUUCGCAGAUCAAAGCGUUCCAAAGCUUCAAAUAUUUAUUUCACGUGCCCUUUUCGUCUUUUUUCGUCUGGCUUUUUGGAUUUUCAAAAUUUUCACUAAUCAAUCAGACACGCCGAUUAUUCAUGAAACUGCAACUGGCCUAUGUACGUAUCGUUGCAAUUUGCCUGAACUGCACGUUGGAGAAGUAAAGGCAUAAAUGCAUGUGUCGAAACUAACGUGCAGUAACGACCGACCCCCUGUCUCUCUGUACAUUGCAUAUACAUACACAGACAUAUAUAAAUAAAUGUACCAAAAAACACUCGCAGAGACACAAUUGAUAACGAGCGUUUUCAUGUAAAUAAGUUAAUUAAUUUAAAAAAAAAAAAAAUAAGUAGAGAGGUCCGUACCGAGUGAAACUUUUAACGUUGACGUCAUAAGUUCCAUUCCUUAUCAAAAAGUUGGACGAAGUGAGAAAAGUAUAUGUGUAUUUAUAAAAGGGGGAAAACAAAAAAAAGUGGAGGAUCGAAAUCCGGCGAUUCUUAACAAUUUUUAGGUACGUGACCUUUGACACCCUAGUCGGAACAGCUAAUCACGCGAAUCUAUACCAAAUAAUACGAUACAAGGAUUUUACGUGAAGAAAAAAAGAAAGGAGUCAGUCUUAGCAGUUAAGGCCUAAAGAAUGGAAAGAAUAUGAAUGAUGAAUGAUAACAGAGAUAUAAUAUUGAUAUAUUGUCAGAUUGAGAGAAAAGAUAUGAAGAUAUUAAAGUUGCUGUAAAGAAACUUUUUUCGUUUCAUUUUUUUUGUUAAAAAAAAAGUGACAAAACAAAGUUUUGGUGCACAACACCAAAUACACGAUAUGACGUGCACGUAUUUUUAAGGUAAACAAGAUUUUGCGAUAAUACAAAUGAAAAGUCAAUUGUCUAUCGAUUAAAAAAAUAAUAAUUUAUUGGAAAUCCAUAUCGAAUCGCGCGCCGCUUGUUCUAUCAGUACCGAUAUUACGAUUUUACAUUUUGGGUUAAUAUUUUUAAACGGUACUGUACGUUGUAUCGUGAAAAAUUCCAGCAAUUAUUUAUUUAACGAUAUCGAACAAAGGAAUAACGGAUUGACUUCUGUUUGUUAUAGAUUUUAUGGACAGUUAAUUAGAAUAAUGAAAAAAAAAAAGGAAAAACUAUUUGCCCCACGAGCAGUUGCACAAUUUAUAUCUGCCUUUUGUAUCUAUAUUUUCUUUUUGAUUCGAUUAAUAUAUUAUAUAUAGAUAUAUAUUGGUAAAAUGAAAAAUAUCAACGUCGAACUAUAAUGCGUAAACUCAUGUUCCACGUUGAUUUCAAUGUAUUUGAUUAAUUUGUAAUUUUGUAAAAAAAUAAAGGACUUCCGUUGGUCCACGAGAUGGAGUAAGGAAGCUCAUGCAAUAGCAUUUUAAAAUAAAAUAGAAAAAUAAUACCGGCA